Penicillium manginii is the source of this 303-nucleotide messenger RNA. RefSeq lists its product as uncharacterized. Lineage: Eukaryota; Fungi; Ascomycota; Eurotiomycetes; Eurotiales; Aspergillaceae. The transcript has a single exon. The record is from RefSeq and is a predicted model, not a curated record. Bases 1 to 303 code for a protein of 100 amino acids.
AUGUCGGCCGACCGAGUUUUGCCAGUCGCAUUCUUCCUGCGAAGACCCGACGACGUCUCCCCGCCCGCGCUUUCCCCCGACCGAAGACCCAACCUUUCAGAGGCAGCGAAGGGGGCAAAAAGGACCAGCGAUAGGAUGGACUCGAUUGCGAAACUGCCGAAGAGGGGAAUCCGAGACACCUGCGCGCGGGUGGGAAAGAAUGCGCUCCGAGGGACAGGAUGGGGUUUGGCUAGGCUGGAGGAAAGCGCGAUUGCUCUUAAAUGGAACACACUCACCGUAUUGAAUGCCCUCUGGGGGAGGUAG